UCUCUCAGCCUCGAGGGCGGGCCAUCAGGGAGCCGAGGGAGGACACAAUACACCUUCUAAGCGUUUCCCUCCCACUCCCAAUUUUAUUUUCCCGAAAGAGAAAAAUAGAAGAGGACAAAAAUGUCAGAAGACGAUGAAGGAAACGAGAAGAAAACGCAAGGAUCCAACCCUAAGAAGCUCAAACUCGUAACCUUCACCGGAGCCGCCGGGCUGUUAGGACUCGCCGUCAGUUUCGCCAUCUUCGCUUUCAACUCUCACAAGCAAAAAUCCAAGAAGAAAUGUCUCCCCGGAUGCGAUUCUGUCUGCAUUAACCUAUCCGCGAAGGAGAUUCUCGAUUUAGCUGACGAAAUCAUCUCCAAGUCCACUCGAGUUCACGACGCUGUUGCCUUGGUUCCUCUUAACAAGCUCUCUUAUGAGAACGUUGUGUUGCCGCUGGCGGAGCUUGAAGCGAGGCUGCUUCCUCUUAUACAAUGCUGUGUGGUUCCUAAGAUGAUAUCUCCUCUGGAUAAUGUUCGUAAAGCUAGCGCUGAAGCUGAGAUGAAGAUAGACGCUCAUCUUCUCUCCUGCAGGGAACGUGAAGAUGUUUACCGUGUUAUCAGAAUUUAUGCUGCAAAGGGAGAAUCAAUUGCUCCUGACGCUAAAUGCUACCUACAGUGCCUGGUUAGAGACUUCGAGGACAAUGGUCUGAACCUCACUACAACAAAAAGAGAGGAAGUGGGGAGAUUGAAAGAUGAAAUUGAUGAGCUAAGCUCGCGAUACGUUCAGAAUUUAAAUGAAGAUAGUUCUUGUCUUUUCUUUACUGAGGCUGAGCUUGCUGGUUUGCCUGUAGAAUUUCUCCAGAGUUUGGAUAAAACUCAAAGUAAAGAAUUUAAGCUCACCUUGGAAAGUAGUCACGUAGCAGCUAUUCUAGAGUUAUGCAAGAUAGCCAAGACAAGGAAGACAGUGGCUAUGGCAUAUGGAAAGAGAUGUGGAGAUGCCAAUAUUCCGGUGUUACAAAAAUUGGUUCAGUCGCGCCAUAGAUUAGCUCGCUUACUUGGUUAUGCACACUUCGCUGAUUAUGCUCUUGAUCAUAGGAUGUCAAAGACAUCAACAACGGUGAUCAGAUUCCUGGAGGGCAUCUCUUCCAGUUUAACGGAUUUGGCUAUUAGAGAAUUUUCCAUUUUGAAAGAUCUGAAGAGGAAAGAAGAAGGGGAGCUUCCAUUUGGCGUAGAAGAUCUUUUAUAUUAUAUAAAGAGAGUAGAGGAGCUGCAGUUUGAUCUUGACUUCGGAGAUAUCCGACAAUAUUUCCCUGUCAGUUUGGUCCUUUCCGGAAUCUUUAAAAUAUGUCAGGAUCUUUUCGGAAUAAAAAUUGAGGAGGUUACAGAAACGGAUGUCUGGUAUUAUGAUGUUCAAGCUUUUGCCGUGUUUGACUCCGGGUCUGGAAAGCUUUUGGGUUAUUUUUAUCUUGACAUGUUUACCAGAGAAGGGAAAUUUAGUCACAGCUGUGUGGUGAGUCUUCAGAACAAUGCAUUGUUCUCCAAUGGUGCAUGUCAGGUGACAAUCUUACAUCCAUGUCGGACCUUUAUUUGGACCUGUUCUGGCAUUUAUCUUGUUUCUGUUUGUCUCCAGAUUCCCGUUGCGUUGCUUAUUGCACAGUUUUCAAAGGAUGGUAGUGGUGAAGCUUUGCCAUUGGGAUUCUCUGAGGUCGUUAAUCUUUUCCACGAGUUUGGCCAUUUGGUCCAACAUAUCUGCAAUCGUGCUUCAUUUGCUAGAUUCUCAGGCCUACGUGUUGACCCUGACUUUCGGGAGAUUCCAUCUCAAUUAUUGGAAAACUGGUGUUAUGAGAGUUUCACCUUGAAGUUGAUAUCAGGUUAUCGCCAGGAUAUCACCAAGCCACUGGUUGAUGAAGUCUGCAAAACACUCAAACGUUGGCGAUAUUCUUUCUCUGCACUCAAGUCGCUUCAGGAGAUAUUAUACUGUCUAUUCGAUCAAAGAAUAUAUUCGGACGAUGAUGUGGACUUUGGCCAGCUAAUCAGGAGUCUUCAUCCAAAGGUGAUGGUAGGGCUACCAGUGGUGGAAGGAACAAACCCUGCUUCAUGUUUCCCACGUGCUGUAAUUGGCUCUGAAGCAACGUGUUACAGCCGUUUAUGGAGUGAGGUGUUUGCUGCUGAUAUAUUUGCUUCACAGUUCGGGGAUGGGCAUCCGAAUCUGUAUAUGGGCUUGCAGUUCCGAGACAAAGUGUUGGCCCAGGGAGGAGGCAAAGAAGCCAUGGAACUUCUCACCAGUUUUCUUGGAAGGGAACCAUCAACACAAGCUUACAUUGAGAGCCGGACAAAGUAUGGAUUGUGAUAUCUGUGCAUUGAACAGUAGGAUGUUCUGUAAUGAAUCUGCCCGGCUGGUGAAAAAUGAAAAUGCUGUUUUGCCAAGCUGAACAACUUUUUGUUGUUGUCGGAGACUGUUAUUAAGUGAAGCAGAGUGAAGACUGAAAGUAUGGAAUUUGAAAUGCUGAUUCAAGAAUUCAAAUAAAAUCAUUAAUAAACAUCUCUACAUUA
This is a messenger RNA of Brassica rapa (field mustard), 2531 nucleotides long. RefSeq names its product probable thimet oligopeptidase. Gene Ontology annotation, biological process: proteolysis; peptide metabolic process. The record is from RefSeq and is a predicted model, not a curated record. NCBI's taxonomy places the organism in Eukaryota, Viridiplantae, Streptophyta, Magnoliopsida, Brassicales, Brassicaceae. Gene Ontology annotation, molecular function: metalloendopeptidase activity.